This is a messenger RNA of Zootermopsis nevadensis, 867 nucleotides long. NCBI's taxonomy places the organism in Eukaryota, Metazoa, Arthropoda, Insecta, Blattodea, Termopsidae. The record is from RefSeq and is a predicted model, not a curated record.
UGGAAGACCGACAGGAUGGACAGACAGACAGACACACGAGUAUUCCAGUAUCUGUAUCGGCUGGCCACCAGCGGAAGGCUAAUCAUGGUGGUGUCGAGGACGGCUAACGUUCACCAGUCACCCGCGUCCAUCAAAGAGUCCAGUGUGCGGUCGAUGUCUCAGCUGCCGGCGCUGACAGACCCUGGUCCUCUGCGGGUCACUGUCCAUUACCACAACCACCCCGCCCUGGGGUCUAUCACUGGCGGAAACCGCGCGUCGACGUCUGGACUGCGACGCUAUACAAGAAGCUUCACCGACAAUGUAUCGUCAGUAUCGACGACUCCAGCCGUCGGGGUGGAGGAGGGGCGUGGAAUCCGACGCGUGAGGUUCGAGUUACCACCGAAGCCACCGCCACCGUCGGUUCUGCACAGUGGCGCUGCGAGUGGCAAAUCGACGCAACAGAAGCAGGUGGCGGGAGUCGAAAGUUGGCUGCGAAGUCGAGCAGGUAUAUCUUCGUUCUUCAGCGGUCCUUUGCCCCACGAGCGCCAGUUGAAUCACGGAGUUGGUGGUGGACAGUUAUUGACUGGUCCAAGUCGUGCGGUGGUCGCUACAACGGCGGUCUCUGCCCCGAGAAUUCACGACACCGAAAGAUACCGAAGGGGCACUCUGCCUCCAGGCGCCUCCAGCCCCGGGACCGACUGCUCCCCGGAGGCGGCCACACUUCUGAAGGCCGCGCGUGAUGGGGACGAAACGGCGCUCGGUUUCAUUCUUUUGUCAGAUGAUCGAAUCCUACUCGCAUCUACUACUACUACUACUACUACUACUACUACUACUACUAGCAGUGUUGCACGCAGUGUAACUGCGGGGAAAUUCGACGAAUGCUUCUAG